Plectropomus leopardus (leopard coralgrouper) is the source of this 1533-nucleotide messenger RNA. RefSeq names its product sideroflexin 2 (gene sfxn2). Gene Ontology annotation, cellular component: mitochondrial inner membrane. Lineage: Eukaryota; Metazoa; Chordata; Actinopteri; Perciformes; Serranidae. The record is from RefSeq and is a predicted model, not a curated record. Gene Ontology annotation, biological process: serine import into mitochondrion; monoatomic ion transport. Gene Ontology annotation, molecular function: monoatomic ion transmembrane transporter activity.
UGUCUUUACUAUGCCACACGAGCACAUUUGAUUUACCUGUCAGGUUGCGGUGUGGGAAGGUUGAAGAAGAGGAACAUUUCAAAGGUAUCAGCUGCAGCUGCUGCGUAACUUCCUGCAGAGCAAACAGAGGUCGUCUAUUGUAUUUGAACUUUUUAAUGCAUUAAGCUUGGACUGCUUUUAAACAACCACAAUAAUGGCUUUGAGCUCAUUCGACAUUGAUGCGCCACGAUGGGAUCAGUCUACGUUUAUGGGCCGACUGAAACACUUCUUCAACAUCACAGACUGCACGACGGCGCUCUUACCUGACUCACGCUUGGAUGAGGCCAAAGCGUUAGUAGAAAGCUGCAGGGCAGGAUCCAUCCCUCCCGGUACCACGGAGGAGCAGCUCCACUACGCGAAGAAGCUGUACGACUCGGCCUUCCACCCAGACACCGGAGACCGCAUGAACCUCAUCGGUCGCAUGUCCUUCCAGGUCCCCGGAGGCAUGGCCAUCACUGGCUGCAUGCUGCAGUUCUACAGGACAGUCCCCGCUGUGGUGUUCUGGCAGUGGGUGAAUCAGUCCUUCAACGCUCUGGUUAACUACACAAACCGCAACGCAGCCUCCCCCAUCACUCCCAAGCAGAUUGGAGUCGCUUACGUCACAGCAACCAGCACAGCGUUAGCAACAGCAGUCGGACUCAACCUCUACACAAAGAAAGCUCCUCCUCUCGUAGCUCGCUGGGUCCCCUUCGCAGCGGUGGCUGCAGCUAACUGUGUUAACAUUCCCAUGAUGAGGCAACAGGAAAUUCUGAACGGCAUCGCCGUCACAGAUGAAAACGGCAACAAACUGGGCCACUCCACGAAAGCGGCAGUGAAAGGCAUCACUCAGGUGGUCAUCUCUCGGAUCACCAUGGCUGCUCCGGGAAUGAUCAUCCUCCCCAUCAUCAUGCAGCGGCUGGAAAAAUACAAGUUCAUGCAGAGAAUCACGUAUCUCCACGGACCAAUUCAAGUGAUGAUGGUGGGAGUGUUUUUGAUCUUCAUGGUGCCCGCUGCCUGCUCCCUGUUCCCCCAGAAAUGCUCCAUGGCCGUGUCGAAGCUGGAGCCCGAGCUGAGAGACUCCAUCGUGUCGAAAUACGGAGACGCUGUACAACGUGUCUACUUCAACAAAGGCCUCUGAGACCGACGGCGCUUAUUUAAAUUUCACAGCACAAGACCGAAAACAUGAGUUUUUAAGUUCUCUAAUCGUUAGUCAUCCUGUACGUCGUCAAAUCGGUGCUUAUCGGUGCAAAGAUUUUGAUCAAUCAUGUGACCUCUUUUUUUUUUAAUAUCUUCUUUGUUUCAGAUUCUCUCUGUUUUCUUACAUAAAACAGGUACAAGGGGCACUGCGUUCUCCUGUAGAGAAACCAAAACGAUCUCCUCUCAGGAACUUUUCUUUGCCAGAUUCUCGUUAGUUUGUCUUUUAUGAUUUGACGCAUCUGUAGUUUUUUUUUGUCAUUCGCUGUCUGUGUCUCUUAAUCAGUGUCUGCUCCCUCGGCCAAGCCUCGUUACAAUCUG